AUUACCUCUGUUCCAUCUAUAUACCGAGAUGGAAAGCUUGGUGAUUCCUACGCAAGAAGUUCAUAUCGAUAUUGAUGACUCGACAUCGAUCAGUAAAGAGAGAAACACUGACCUCGUUCAUGCCAAACCCAUUGUUCUAAUGUCUAUUUUGAGUGGUCUCCAUGCGGGCUAUUUCAGAAUAAGCCUCUCUCUCUGCAGCCAAGCUCUGCUGUGGAAGAUAAUGAUUGCACCUGAUUCAAUGAGCAUGUCCCAUUUGCAUAGCAAUCUCCCGUCUAUGGCAUUCCAUCUCCUGUGGUACUUAGCACUUGCAACACAACUGUUACUCUGUCUUUUGUAUGCGUUGAAGUGUUUUUUCUUCUUUGACAUGGUGAAGGAAGAGUUCUCCCAUUAUAUUGGAGUGAACUAUCUUUACGCUCCAUCCAUCUCAUGGCUUAUCUUGCUUCAGUCAGCUCCCAUGAUGGAACCACAAAGCAUUUUGUAUCAGACAUUAUUCUCGGUGUUUGCUCUUCCGGUCUUGACCCUCGACACAAAGCUUUAUGGCCAGUGGUUCACAACAGAGAAAAGGUUUUUGUCGAUGAUGGCAAACCCGGCAAGCCAAGUAUCAGUAAUAGCAAACCUAGUGGCUGCAAGGGGAGCAGCAGAGAUGGGUUGGAGAGAGUGUGCUCUAUGCUUGUUCUCGCUAGGGAUGGUUCACUAUUUGGUUAUCUUUGUCACACUUUAUCAACGCCUACCAGGUGGAAACAACUUCCCGACCAAGCUGAGGCCAGUUUUCUUCUUGUUCUUUGCUGCACCAGCCAUGGGAAGUUUUGCUUGGAACUCUAUUUGUGGAAGCUUUGAUCCUCUAGCAAAGAUGUUGUUCUUUCUUUCAAUCUUCAUCUUCAUGUCUCUGGUCUGUAGGCCAAAUCUUUUCAAGAAGUCAAUGAAGAGAUUCAAUGUCGCAUGGUGGGCUUACUCGUUUCCAAUCACCUUUCUUGCUUUAAACUCAGUUCAGUAUGCACUGGAGGUGAAAGAACAGGUCGCUGCUGGAUUAAUGCUCAUCUCCUCAUCUAUCUCAGUUUUGAUUUUCCUCGGUUUGAUGAUACUGACAGCAGCAAACAGCAAUCGACUACUCAGACGUGAUCCUGUUCUCGGUUCUGUUACUAGUCCAAAAGUCAAGUCAAGGCAAAGAAGCUAGUCUUCUUAAGAUUUUCCACUUACAAAACCAAGUUUUUUUUUUUGGUAAACAUGUUAAGAUUAUA
This is a messenger RNA of Brassica oleracea var. oleracea, 1238 nucleotides long. Its product is annotated as S-type anion channel SLAH1-like. The record is from RefSeq and is a predicted model, not a curated record. Gene Ontology annotation, biological process: transmembrane transport; intracellular monoatomic ion homeostasis. Gene Ontology annotation, molecular function: voltage-gated monoatomic anion channel activity. Bases 29 to 1174 code for a protein of 381 amino acids. Lineage: Eukaryota; Viridiplantae; Streptophyta; Magnoliopsida; Brassicales; Brassicaceae. Gene Ontology annotation, cellular component: membrane. The transcript has 2 exons.